AUGGCUACCUCCAAUAGCGCCGACAAAGGCGACGACGAAACUCACAAUGUGGAAAUUGCUGAUACUGCAAAAGCAACCGCUGACCCAUCCGUCCAAAUCUAUGCGGAUUUCUCAGCGAACAAUGACCAGUGGAAGGCUAUCCAGAACAAGAAGCUGCUGAGGAAAAUCGACGUUCGGCUGCUGCCGUUCCUCAUUCUGAUGUACCUACUCAACUUCCUCGAUCGAUCGAACCUGGCGCAAGCACGUCUGGGGUCGCUGGAAGCAGACCUAGGGAUGAACGGAACGGAUUUCAAUCUUGCCACCAGUAUCUUGUUCGUGGGAUAUCUCACUAUGCAACUCCCAUCAAACCUACUCUUGACUCGAGUCCGUCCAUCUGUUUAUCUGGGAACUGUAAUGACUCUUUGGGGUGUUGUAUCUGCAUCUCAGGCGGCAACGAAGUCUUUUGCCGGGCUCCUUGCUUGUCGAAUCUUUCUUGGUAUUACGGAAGCUCCGUUCUUCCCCGGUGCAAUUAUGUUGCUUAGUUCGUGGUACACUCGACAAGAGCUUGCUCAUCGGAUUGCUUGGUUUUAUUCGGGAAGCUCUCUAGCGAAUAUGUUCGGGGGCCUUCUGGCUGCCGCUAUUCUGGGCAACCUGGAUGGAGCUCAUGGGAUUGAUGGAUGGCGAUGGCUGUUCAUCAUCGAAGGAGUUAUCACUGUGGGAAUAGCUAUCACGUCCAUCUUCGUGCUUCCCGACUUCCCUGGCACUGCAAAAUGGCUCUCGGACGAAGAACGAAUGUUCGCUCAGUGGCGGAUGAUCGACGACGCCAAAGAGACCGACGACGCGUCCUCCACCUCGCUGUGGACCGGCCUCCAGCUCGCCCUCGGCGACUACCGCCUCUACAUCUUCAUCCUCUUCCAGCACCUCUCGCUCCUCUCGCAGACCUUCCAGUACUUCUUCCCCACCAUCGUCAACACGCUCGGCUACGACCGGAUCACGACCCUCCUGCUCACUGCCCCCGUCUGGCUCGCCACCUUCCUCGUCUCGCUCUUCGUCACCUGGACCUCGGGCCGGUCCAGCGACCGCUCCAUCCACAUCGCGUGUCUCAUGCUCGUCUCUCUGCUUGGCAACAUCAUCGUCGUCUCCGCCACCAGCACCGGCGCGCGCUUCUUCGCCAUGUUCCUCAUGCCCAUGGGCGCCGUCUCCGCGUACCAGAUCAUCAUCGCUUGGGUCGCGAAUAGCUUCCUCCGGCCGGCGGUGAAGCGAUCGGCCAGCAUUGCCAUCUGUAACAUGGUCGGCAACACGGCUAGUAUUUAUGGCUCGUACAUGUAUCCCAAGUCGGACGGGCCGAGGUACCUGGCUGGAGGGGCGGCCGUGGCUGGUGUGUGCCUCUUGGUGGCCGUGUUUGCGCUUGUGCUGAGAGUGGUGCAUGUUAAGGAGAACCAGAAGCUGGAAAAGCUUGAGAAUGAGGCAGAGGUUGGCGAUCUGGGAGAGCUGCGCCCAAGGAGAGGACUGGGCUUUAGAUAUGUCAUCUAG
Molecule: messenger RNA, 1512 nt
Organism: Drepanopeziza brunnea f. sp. 'multigermtubi' MB_m1
Lineage: Eukaryota; Fungi; Ascomycota; Leotiomycetes; Helotiales; Drepanopezizaceae
Biological process (GO): transmembrane transport
Cellular component (GO): membrane
Molecular function (GO): transmembrane transporter activity
Source: RefSeq, a predicted model, not a curated record